AUGGGGAACCAAGCGUCGUCUGCCUGCAGCAUGGACGUGGUUCCUGAAGGCCCUGUCUCAGGGUCUGCUGCAGAGUGCUUGCAGAAGCCUCGGCAAGCAGCAACCGCUGCACAGGGUGUUAACCACUCAGAACAUUCAUCAGAGCCGCACUUGGUGCUUGGAUGCAGCUUCCACAACAGCCAGUCUCCUGUUUGGCAAGCAUUCCCUGACCCUUCAGGAGCUCGUUUUAAUCCUCCUGCUUCAACGCUUCCUCUUCCAUUUGAGCUGUACGGCCAGCCGUUUUAUAGAGGUUUCCAGUGGGAGAAGAAGAAUAGUUCUGUUAAGGACUGGGAGGUGCAGCCAGCCAGGGUUGGCUCAAUGGCGAACGCGACGUUGCCAUGGACGCUUGGUGGUCCAAGAGAAUCCUGCCCUGCGGAAUUGCACUGUCUCAUUUGGGUCCACCGCUACUUUGGCGACUGCGUGUGUAACUUUCGCGACGGGGUUUCGUUCACGCUGGGCAUGAUGAGCGUCGUCGCCUGGGGUGUAGCUGAGAUUCCGCAGAUUGUUACCAACUUCUUCGCUGGCAGCACCGAGGGCGUUUCGCUCGCAUUCCUCAUGACGUGGACUGUCGGGGACGUCUUUAAUUUGGCCGGAUGUUACCUGGAGCCUGCAACGCUCCCAACGCAGUACUACAUGGCUCUGAUGUACACGAUAACAACGAUAGUGCUGGUGGCGCAGACGGUGUAUUAUGAGGUGCUGGUGCCGCACAAGGAGGUGGUGGAGGACGAGGACGAGCAGGAGGACGGGGGAACUGCAGUGCAGGACAGCAUCAGCGCCAGCAGCACCACGGCUGUCACUCUGCAGACUCCUCUGUUACAAGGGCAGCAGCAGCAGCAGGCGCCGUCAGUGCCAGUGGGGGUGCCUCAGGGCGUGCCCAUCCCCGUGGCCCCGCGCUCAGAGAUCCUCUCCGUGCCGCUUAGCCGAAAGUCCUCCCACCGCGACAUCCACAUCCAUUCUGCGCGGUCGCUAGUGAGCUGCCACACGCCCACCAUGGGCUCAUUCGUGCCGGGGUCACACGGGCACCACCACCCGCACUCACUGCACUCCCGCCAUACGCCGCACCACGUGGGGUCGCUGCUCAGCCAGUCGCCCGGCCAGGGUGUGCCGCACAUCUCCCUGCGCAACAACAGCCCCGUCACCCGCGCUGUGGCAUUUGGCAUGCUACUGGUGGGCUGCUUGCGCAUCGGCUCCCUCUCUCACUCCCUCUUCUCUGCCUCCACUCCCAGCCACCUCGCCUCUGCUCCCCACCAUUCAACCCCCACCUUCACCUCCUCCUCCACCUCCCCGCUCUCCUCUCUCUUCCCCUCACUCUCCUCCUCCCCCCCCUCCUCUGCUGAUCCUGGCCUUGAAUCCUACCAUCUGCCUGCCCAAGUCUUUUCCAUGCGCCGCCGACUGCUGCAGGCCAACACACACGGACUGUUCUCUCAACACCUGCUGAUGGAUGGCGAUGACGAGGAGCCGAGUGCGCUGGGGGAGCUGCUGGGGUGGCUCAUGGCGGCCAUUUACAUGGGCGGGCGUAUCCCGCAGAUCUACCUCAAUAUCCAGCGCGGCACGGUGGAGGGACUCAGCCCGCUCAUGUUCCUCUUUGCGCUGGUUGGCAACGCCACCUACGUCGGCAGCAUUCUGGCGCGCAGCAUGGAGUGGCGACACAUCAAGCCCAACAUGCCAUGGCUUGUUGAUGCUGCUGUCUGCGUGCUGCUCGACCUCUUUGUAAGCCCCCACACUUCUUUAUAG
Molecule: messenger RNA, 1773 nt
Organism: Closterium sp. Yama58-4
Lineage: Eukaryota; Viridiplantae; Streptophyta; Zygnematophyceae; Desmidiales; Closteriaceae
Source: the annotation of a GenBank genome assembly